AUCAAGAUGAGGUAGAGGUCCAGGUCCUAAGCGAUCGGGUUUAGGUUGCGAAUUAGGAGUGAGAAUCUCUGAUGAUAUUAAAGAUGAUGGAGCUGGUGUUGUUGAUGUUGGUGCUAAAUCGGAGGGCACCUGGCCGGAAACGUCCACUACUGGCACUUCUUCUUUCUUCACUAUUGGAGUUGAUGUUACUUCGGACUCGCUAAGUACAUGAGCUGUAGCGACAGAAUAUGGACCAUCAUGGAAAAUUGAUUGUUUUUUAGGUCCUGGCACUGAGCCAGUAAAUACUGGAGCUGAGAUUGUUGGGGUCGAGAUAAUUAAUGCGUCAAUGGUAAUGGAUAUUUGGUAUUACAGCUUCCAUUCCAGUGGCUCAUAAGUUUGGCUACAAUUCAGCUUUUAAAUACUCAGUGUUUCGGUUCAUGUUUGCUGUGAUUCUUACAUUCAUGUUAAUCCUAAGAACUUGGCAACGGGCAAAAAUCACCGACCAAAUGAAUGCUCGCCAUCCUGAUGUUGAUUCAAAAUCAUUCACACCAGCAGAAUUACUUGCAUAUUAAUCAAAUAAAUACAAAAACAACACAUGCGUUCCCGUUGAAAAUUCUAUAACCCAAAAUUCACUUUUCGCCCGUUGCCAAGUUCGUAAGAUUUUCGUUUGUUAAAUUGCUAACACGAUUUUUCACCGAUUUCCCUCUGGUUGUCUCUUUUUCUGUCUUCUAAAGAAUAGACUGAAAUUGUGAUUGAAACUCAACUAAGAGCUUGUUGUGCGCUGACAAUAAUUAUCAUAACUUAAUUUUAGCUUAAAGAACGUUGACGGUUUCUCUUUAACGUUCCAACUGAUCCUAAGAAUUAAGCUUUUCGAUUCAGAAAAUUAAAACGUAAAAUCAGCUAAAUAAGCAGCAAUAUGCAUAUCUUUGGAAUAUUUAUGUUUAGAAAAAAGGGAUAACCUUUGAGUCGCAGUUGCUUUUCUCAAAAAAUCGCAACGCUUCACAAACUAUUAUCAUCAGUCAAAUGUACUAUUGCAUAUGAUGGGAUGGAGUUAAGAAAAAAGAAAUUCGCAAUUAACUUCGCGAAAAGCGAGCCAGAGUCUAGCCUUUUCUCCGAUUAGCUUUUAGUUGUAACUUUAUUGAAAUCGAUUGGCAGGUGAUGAAGGUUCCAUUGUUUCUUUUUUAAGAAAGCCACUGAUUGAGAAAUAGUAAGACACGAUUGAAUCGUCACAUGAAAAAUAUUUAGUGCUAAUAAAACAUCAGAAUGGUUUUGUUGUGAAUAAGUCUAUCAUCAACAAUUAGUUGAUUAUUAGUUACCUAAACAAUUGUGUUUAGGAAUUUAAAAUCCAGAACAAUCAAAUGGAUUGAGUAAUAAUCAAUCAUGAAUGAAUCAUCAUUAGAUCAUGAAAAACAACAAUAUUGAUUACUUUUGGCCACAGAUGAAUUAUUUUCAAUUCAUUUCUUUUCAAUUGAUAAUAUUGUGACUAUAUUGAAGGAUAAAACAGUUUCGUUUAGCAAUACAAUGUAGCUUUUUAGUCAUCCUGAUGGGCGAGGACAACACCCUUUAAUAAGAUUCGCCGAGUAUAAAACUAUCAUCAUAGUUUGAUUGGGUUUUAUUUAAUCAUUUUGCACUUUUUAAUUCAUUUUGACAACAGUUUCGAUACAAAUGAACUUUAAUUAUCUUGUUACCUUAUCUUUUCUCAUAAUGUUGAUAGUCAAUAACACUCAAUAUGCUUCUGUUUCGGCUGUACAGUCUGUUGAAGAUUAUUCCAAUAGUUCGAUCAAGUUAAACUAUCAAUAUGUUCGCAAUUUUGGAAAGUUUAUUUUACUCAAUGUGAAUGCUACAGAAACUGGACCAAAACAAGUGGAAAAGUGUAGUUUGUCAUUACAAAGUCAACACGAUGUCAAUGGUACAUUAUACUGGAGCUCGACUUUUGAUUAUUCUGUUGUCCACAGCUCUCGAAUUGAAUCCGAGAACAAGGUCAUUUUCAAAAUUUUAGUCAAAUAUGUGAAACCAUCUCCUAAUUAUCGAUUCACUGCAGUCUGUAGGCACUCGGAUGGUAGGAUGAGUAUUGCAAAUAAUCUCGAUUUCAAGCUGGACUCAAUGAUAUCUAAGCAUCACAUGUUGGCUGUUCUUCCAGUCGAUGUUGAAACCAGUUCAUCAAUAAUAUUGACUUAUCAAUUGGAUAGUAUAUUGAGAGAUUUUAUUACCCUCACUUUGAAUGCUACUGAAACCGGAUCUAAACUAAUUAGAAUCUGUAGUUUAUCCGUUCAAACUGAACGAAGCGUUCAUGGUAAAAAAUAUUGGGCUCCCAUAACUGACUAUUCUAUUAUCGAUUAUGAUCGACCAAAAUUUGAGAACAAGUUUAUAUUCAAUAUACAACUCAAACAUCUUAAACCAUCACCGAAAUAUCGAUUCACCGUCCCUUGUAUGCAUCUUGAUCGUUCAGUGACUUCUUCAGGUAAUCUUGACAUUAACAUAGAUUCAAUCGAAUACUUUUUAUAAUGAGAUGACUCACACUAUUUUAUUGUAAAGGGUUAUGAAUAAAUAUUGAAUACCAGCGUCGAUAACUGUUGCAUUCAUUUUCAAACUCAUUUUCUCCGACUGUAUACGAUUAAUUGAGACUGAGAUAUCCAGUGUUUUCCAUUUGAAUUCACCUCUUUCUGCUUGAGGAACUUGUUUAGGUUACGCAUUAAAAAUUCAUCACUUUGCUGUAGGGAAAGUCUAUGCAUCUGAAUAGAGGCGAUCAAUAACAAUUAACUUUAUAAUGAUUAAUAACGACAGAAAAACAGACAAAAAAACGUGUUUAUUGAUGAAUUCCCCGUUAUAAUAAUUAAAGAAAUUUCCUCUUUCCAUCUUCUUAAAUAAUUAAAUUGUUAUAAUGAGAAACUGAACGCGCACCAAACAAUUUGAUUGUUGCAGUGACGGAAAAUUGUUAUUAGUUCAUUUUAUCGUUUUUUGUUCAAACCAACACUUUGUUUGUAAAUUUGUGGUACAAAAUGUUAACUCCAUUGAAAAGCCGAUCAAUCGAUGAAAAAGUGUCCACUUUGUAUAAAAGAUUAAGAUCUCAGGCCACUUGUGAACCCGCAAUCGUCGAGGGAUGGACAUUCAGAGAGAAACCGUCUUGGUAUGAUGAGGAUAAAUUCAAAAGGGCUCAAAGAUGGGCUUGUUAUCAUUUUGUCAGGUAAGAAGCUAAUAAAUGCAAAAUUGAUUACGAUUUAAUCACUAAUUAACUUUCUGGUAUGUUCUGAUCUCUAAUUAUGACAACUAACCAAACAAUGAAAAUUUUCUCAACAGUCACUUUCAAUCUUCUAGUUUUCGUGUCAACUAUUACAUCGUAUUAAUAAUGCUCGGAACUAUUUUUUUCUUCCUUAUAUUCGGACAUUGUUUUUCUGAGCCAUUUAACGGGACUAUUGGUCAUCUUCGAUAUGCCUUCAAUGAUGCCUCCAGUAGCAAAGCUUUUCAAUCAUUACCUGGACACAUUUCGACACGUAAAGAUUUGGGACGAAUCUGACUCAGUCAUGGUUGGUAGUGAUGCUAAUAAGUCACUUCGAAAGAUCAACAAUUUACAUUGUGGAAUAGUGAAAAGUAUGAAUGGUUCAGUUCCUAAAGAUUCAGCUCAACCAAUUUGGGUGUCACAAUAUGAUAUGGUUUUGAUUCUUUGGUCAAUCAUGGCUCCGAUUGUUUUGUUCCCUCGAAAAUUGAGAAUCCAUUCAAUGACUCAGAGUCAAAUCUUCUCGGCAGUUAUUGCUUACGCUCUCGGGAUCAAAGAUGAAAUCAUAUUUCAAGAUCAACUGCAUACGAUGAAGUUUAUGGCAUUUGUGAUAAACUAUUAGAAUCUGGUGUACGACCUGUGGCUCAAGAACGUAAAUAUCCUUCUGGAUCAGAAGUUCUGAUCAUGGAUAUGAAGUUUCCAAGGUUCUUAUGAUUGCUCUUUAACCUUUAGCCUCGAUAAUUUCUCUCCAAGGAUUAAUGCGUCAAUAGUAACGGAUAUUUGAUAUUACAGCUUCCAUUCCAGUGGCUCAUAAGUUUGGCUACAAAUCAGUCAUGACUCUUGAUUUUUGAUUACAUUAGGAAAAAGCAGCUUUUUAAAAUCUAAUAUCUGUAGCUCUUGAAGCUUUUCGUAUACUUUAGAGAGACACCAGCACAAUAACGCGCAUAUCAGUAAGAAAGGAACGAAGAAUGCGAAAAUUGGAAAGUUUUUUGUUGAAAUAAUUCACGCA
This is a messenger RNA of Panonychus citri (citrus red mite), 4202 nucleotides long. RefSeq lists its product as uncharacterized. The coding region runs from base 1645 to 2484 and encodes 279 amino acids. The record is from RefSeq and is a predicted model, not a curated record. NCBI's taxonomy places the organism in Eukaryota, Metazoa, Arthropoda, Arachnida, Trombidiformes, Tetranychidae. The transcript is spliced from 4 exons.